GGAAUUCCUUCCUAGGGAAUUUUGUUUCCUAAACGUUUAAUUCGAAUUACUGUAACACGUGCUAUAUAUAUAUAUAUAUUAUUCUAUAUCGUAUCAUAACCUCUAAACCACGAAUUUCCCGCCAAGUAUAAUUAAACAACAUAUGCUUUUUAAUUGUAAGAAGCGGACAUGUCUGAAGAAACGCCGGAAGGUGAAUUUAGAUUACGACCAAUGAAUUGUGAAUUAAACCAACUUUCAAUGCCUGAUGGAUCGGCAAUGCUAAUGCAAGGAAAUACUGCUGUAGUUGCUGGUAUAUAUGGGCCGAUAGAAGCAAAACCACAAAAAAUGAUUUAUGAUAAAGCAUCAGUCGAAGUAUCAUACAGUCCUAUCAAAGGUCCAGCAAAGGUGGAUGACAGAAUGACAGAAAUGUAUAUCAAAGAAACUUGUGAAGCUGCAAUAAUUGUUACUUUCCAUCCAGCAACUGCUAUAUGCAUUAAUAUACAAGAAUUAGAAGAUUCUGGUGGGAUAUUAGCCUGUACAAUAAAUGCAGCAUGCUUGGCACUUAUUAAUGCUGGUAUUCCAAUGAAAUUUACUAUUGCAGCAGUGAAUUGUAUGAUACAGGAAGGCACUGAAAAUAUUAUACUAGAUCCUGAUACUACUCAAUUACAGGAAGCUAGAGCAGAAUUUACAUUUGCAUUUGAUAGUAUGAAUAAAGAUGUUAUAUGUUGUAAUACUGUUGGUAGUUUUACGGAGACAGAAUUUUUGGAAGCAAUGGAAAAAUGUAAACAAGUUAGUCAAUAUGUAUUUGAUUUCUAUAGAAAUCUUGUAAAAAAGUAUGCAAAAGUGAUAUAAUAUAUAUAUAUAUUGUUUGCAAAACAUGUUUUAAAUA
This is a messenger RNA of Bombus huntii, 868 nucleotides long. RefSeq names its product exosome complex component RRP46 (gene Rrp46). Gene Ontology annotation, cellular component: nuclear exosome (RNase complex); nucleolus; cytoplasmic exosome (RNase complex). The record is from RefSeq and is a predicted model, not a curated record. Bases 169 to 831 code for a protein of 220 amino acids. Lineage: Eukaryota; Metazoa; Arthropoda; Insecta; Hymenoptera; Apidae. The transcript is spliced from 5 exons. Gene Ontology annotation, biological process: poly(A)-dependent snoRNA 3'-end processing; rRNA catabolic process; nuclear mRNA surveillance.